Molecule: messenger RNA, 3956 nt
Organism: Lentinula edodes (shiitake mushroom)
Lineage: Eukaryota; Fungi; Basidiomycota; Agaricomycetes; Agaricales; Omphalotaceae
Product: armadillo-type protein
Exons: 17
Coding region: 193-3852 (1219 amino acids)
Biological process (GO): protein ubiquitination; SCF complex assembly
Cellular component (GO): nucleus
Source: RefSeq, a predicted model, not a curated record
AACGUCCGAAUCCGAGUCAGAUUCAUCCUGACCAGUUUUUCGUUUUGCCAUAGUACUUGGUACAAGGAUGUGGAUAAAGUGUUCUGUUUAUUGAACAAACAAAACGGCCCGGAUUCAUCUAUGCAGGCAAAUCGUUAACAACGUGAACCGAAACUUGAUUUUGUUUUCCUCUGGGUAUCUCCAUCGUUCAUCAUGACGAAGACGUACCAAAUGAAUAGCCUUAUUGAAAAAAUGCAGUCGCCAGACCAGGACUUUCGAUUCAUGGGCCUUAACGACUUGAUGACCGAAAUCAAGCAGGAUCCGCAAUGUUUCUUGGGCGAUGAAACCGUCGAGAACAAAGUCUUGAAGCAGGUUCUUGCUUUGGUGGAAGACAAAAUAUCAGAAGUGAAGAACCAAGCAGUAAAAUGCUUAGGUCAAUUAAUCAAGAUUAUUCGUCAAGUUCAAAUGGAACUCGUAGUGGACAAGCUGAUUGAAUUUUCGGGCGGUAAAGAUCAGGAAUUGCGUGAUAUUUCUGCUCUAGCACUGAAGACCAUAACUGCUGAAUUGCCACCCGAUGGACGAGUAGCUGCCUCCGCUUGCGCAAAACUGACGCCGAAACUCUUGGCCCAGAUACAAAGCUCAGAUACGCCCUCAGAAGCUCUUGUCGAAACUUUGGCAAUCUUGUCAAUCCUGAUUAGCCGAUUCCCAUCCCAUUUAUCUGCUUCAUCGUUAACGCCCCAUCCACUAGCGGUUCUCGUUCCUUUACUAUCUCAUCCUCGGCCGGUAGUACGAAAGCGCGCGAUUGUGACGUUGUCCCAAUUUAUCACAAUAUCUCCCCCUGAGCUCUUCUCAGAAUUAUUCACCGACAAUGUACUGCCUUACUUGGGUCCAUCCGCAAAUAUUGAAAAACAGCGGACUACUGUCAAUCUAGUUGCUGCAGUUGCCAGACACUCGCCCUCUCGACUUGCCCCAAUGUUGAGUGAGAUUAUGCCCGGUAUCGUUAAGGCUGUCCAGCGGGAAGAUGAUGAACUACGCGAAGGGUGCUUACAGGCAUUGGAAAUUUUGCUUUUGCGUUGCCCUGCGGAAAUUGGCCCGUACGUUCCCUCUAUCGUACAAGUAGGCAAUCAAUACAUCAAGUAUGAUCCCAACUACUCCGCCGGCGAUGAUGAAGAUGAAGAGAUGGCAGAUGCUGACGACGAUGAUGAAGACGCUGAUCUCGAUGAAUAUUCUGAUGAUGAAGAUACUUCUUACAAGAUUCGUCGCUCUGCCACGAAAUUGCUCGCAGCCCUUAUUGGAACACGUCCCGAAAUGCUUUCCACAAUUUACAAAGAUGUCUCUCCUGUGCUUAUAUCUCGCUUCGGUGACCGCGAAGAAACUGUGAAAUUGGAAGUUUGGUCAACCUACGGCUUGUUACUUAGUCAGACCGCCGUCUAUGGAGGUCUCUCGCAAUCCAAAGAGGAUGUAACUCGCGGAAAGCGCAAACGCGAUACUGAGACCAUGGACGUGGAGGGUGGUCCUUAUUCACUUCUGAAAUCCCAAGUACCAGCAUUAUCUAAAGCACUACUCAACCAACUGAAGUCACAAAAAACCUCAUCUGGGACUCUGCAGGCUGGAUUUGGUUUACUAUACUCGUUAUUGAAUGUUCUCCCUGGCUCGCUAUCUAGUCAAGUCGCUUCCAUUACUUCGACGUCCAGACGUGUCCUGUCAACAUCCCCGUCAACCUCUACUGCGACGCUGUAUCUCAAUUGUCUUUCUUUCCUUGCGCUGUUCUUUGCAACGCACUCCCCUCCAAUAUUCACAUCCUCCCUUCCUUCCCUUACGCCCGCGUUGCUAAAAGCAGCAGGUGAAAGACAUCCUCGUGUUGCUUCAGAGGCAUUCCGUGUAUUUUCUGCGCUACUCCAAGCAGUCAAGCCUGUCAAGAAUGCAGACUGGACUGAACCCCUGUACGAUCAGGCAGUCGCCCGCCUGACAACUCAUGACACUGAUGCAGAAGUACGAGGAUGUGCUGAAGAAUGCAUCGGUGACCUGUGGAUCUGUGCGACGGACGUGGUGAGAAGCAAGAAUGGCAAAGAAUGGGAAUCUAUCUGUCGACAGACUGGCAAAGUAGACGGUGCAGUAAAAGUCAUCAUCAAAGUUGCGAAGGAAGUCAAUGUUGGUGAUGCCUGGGUCAAUGGUUGCAUGGACUGGAUCUUGGGUCUGUUGAAGAAAAGUGGACGACCCGGAAAAAGUGACAUUUUCCUUGCUUUGGAGGUCUUGAUCAGGAGCUAUACCACUGGUGUACCUUCCGGUCUUCCGUCGGCUCUCAUCAGCCAGAUCAAACCAUACCUUAGUGUUUCUGACAUUUCACUUCUAUCACAGGCAUUGAGCACAUUAUCUGUUCUUCUUGAAUUAGCCCCUUCUACGACGUUCCCUGAAGUCGAGGCACAUGUUCUUUCUGAUAUAUAUGCUAUCUCGCGUUCUCCUCUUGUCGGCGGAACGGCGUUAGACUCGCUGUUAAACUUCUACGCUGCGCUUGUCAAAGCGGACAAACAGAUCGCCACUCAUAUUGUACCGAGUCUGGUCAUAUCGGUUGAUAAAGUUCCCAAAGCAGAGUCCAGCCCUGCUAAUGCUGCACGAUGCGUGGCGCAGGUUGUGAAGACUGAUCACAGUGUCGCUGCCGGGACAAUUGCAGAAUAUUCCAAACAUGUCAAGCCUUCGUCAAAAGCAAAACAAUCCACGGUUGUACUCAGCCUUCUUAUACUGGGUGAACUCGGUCGUUUCAUCGAUAUGUCUCCUCAACAUGAUAUUUUCACAAACGCUAUCGAGCACUUUUCUGCCGAACAAGAGGAUGUUCGUUCCGCUGCGUCGUUCGCUGCAGGAAAUAUUGCAAUUGGAAAUCUUCAUCAAUUCCUUCCAGCUAUCGUCAAGAUGGUUCAGAGUGAUGCUAAGAAGCGGUUAUUAUCAUUACAUGCUUUGAAGGAGGUUGUCACACACUGCUCCCAUAAUCAAUUAGAAGGCGUCGCUGAUAUUUUGUGGGUGCCCCUUUUCGAGAACUCUGAAAAUUCGGAAGAGACGACGAGAAAUGUGGCCGCUGCUUGUCUCGGCAAAUUGGCCACUACUCACCCGUCAAAAUACUUGCCUCAACUCCAUAAUCGAAUUCACGACAGCAGUCCUGCUGCAAGAGCCACGGUAGUAGCUGCAAUUCGAUAUACUUUUGCCGACACCGCCCCUACAUAUGAUGAACUGCUUUCACCAUUAAUCAUUGAUUUCUUGUCCUUGAUGGGCGACGCGGAUCUGACCGUCCGUAGAUUGGCACUAUCCACUUUGAACUCAGCCGCCCGAACGAAAUCUCAUUUGAUCAGGGAUCAUCUUUCUGUCCUUUUACCGAACCUCUACAAGGAAACUGUGAUCAACAAAGAUCUUAUUCGUACUGUUCAGAUGGGUCCGUGGACACAUAAGGUUGACGAUGGUUUGGAAGCACGGAAAACGGCUUAUGAGACCAUGUAUACAUUACUCGAUACAUGUUUGCACAAACUCGACCUCCGCGAAUUCCUCGAGCGAGUCGUCCUCGGUCUAGCAGAUGACUCGGACGAGAUCAAAGUCAUAUGUCAUAUGCUGCUGUUCCGACUUUCGCAGGUAGCUCCUGCUGCUGUUUCGCAGAGGCUAGAUGAAGCCACCCCGCAGCUGGAGAAGACAAUGAAAGGAGCUACUGUUACCAAAGACACUGUCAAGCAAGACUUGGAAAGAGCAGCGGAACUACAGAGAAGUGCGUUACGUGCAGUUGCUGCGUUAAGCAAGAUCGGAGCUGGUGUAUCGCCCAAGUUCGACGCCUUCACGGAAGAUUUGAAGAAGAAUUCAACUUGGGGUGCUGAAUUCAAAGAGCUCAUAGGUUAAUGUAGAAAAUCCGCAAGUUUGACUUUAGUAUUUGUAUUUGGUAGUAUCAUCUUUUACAUAGAACGAAAUACGCUGGAGAAAAGACUUGAAUCAAUCAUCUAGUG